AUGCCGAUUUCCAAGAAGGACAGAAUCUCACGCGAGCACAAAAAGGCCGAUGCGGCCGGUACCCGUGUGCAGGUAAAUCCAAACGGCACACCCGUCAAGCCAGCAAAGGCCAAGGUCGUCUGCGCUUUCUGCCGCAAAGAGCUUGAUGCUUCCAACACCAAGAUCCUCGAGCAGCACUCUACCACCCACGCCGAUGCCUGGACCAAGGAGAAGUGCUGGCCUACUAUUCAAUGGCCGUAG
Ramularia collo-cygni is the source of this 240-nucleotide messenger RNA. RefSeq lists its product as uncharacterized. Lineage: Eukaryota; Fungi; Ascomycota; Dothideomycetes; Mycosphaerellales; Mycosphaerellaceae. The transcript is spliced from 2 exons. The record is from RefSeq and is a predicted model, not a curated record. The coding region runs from base 1 to 240 and encodes 79 amino acids.